Molecule: messenger RNA, 1669 nt
Organism: Portunus trituberculatus (swimming crab)
Lineage: Eukaryota; Metazoa; Arthropoda; Malacostraca; Decapoda; Portunidae
Exons: 2
Coding region: 1-594 (197 amino acids)
Source: RefSeq, a predicted model, not a curated record
AUGACGAACUCCCGCACCAGCAGAGAGAUCACCCGUGUCAACGCCUAUGAGAGGGAGUGGAGGAUCAGGACCAACAUGGCCAAGUUCACCGUUAUCCCCCUUGCCAUAAAAAACCCCGCACCACUGCUCGUGGACGGGGAUGACGUCGAGUUCAGUCCCAGGGGUUCUCUCUUGGGUCUGUCUGUGGCCUCCAUAGGAUACACCACCCACGUGUCACAACGUGUAACAAGAGUGAGAUCAGCCCUUACCGGGCUGUAUCGCUUCAGGGACUUGGCCACUGGUCUCCAUCUUAUUAAGGCUCUUGUUCUGCCUAUUCUCACUUACCCGCCUAUUCCUUUGCAUACACUCUCCAACACAGCCAUCAGCAGACUGCAGGAAGUGCAGAAUAGCGCCCUGAGGUUUGCCUUCGGUACUAGAUGGGACGACUUCACCAGCUCAGCAUCGCUCCACGAGGCCGCGUCCCUCCCAGCCCUGAACGUCCACCUCCACGAGAUGGCCACCAAAGUAUGGCAGCGGAUGGAGGACGAGGGAUGGGAUCAGCACCAACACCUGCAGGCACUGCACGAGGAGACUCCACAUCGACAGCAUGCCUGAUUUCCAAGGAGUUUCCUAAAAUUGCAGAACAUUUCUUGCUACCACCUCCACGGCGGCCACACCAUCUCCCGAUUGGUGAUGACUGGGGGAGAGAUCGCAUGCCUGCCCUACCGAGAUUCGAGGACCCAGGAGAUGACGGUGCAGCUGACCAGCGGAGAGGAGACAAGGCACUCUGGGAACCUGCCAUGACCGAUGACAUCCCCAGAUGACACCGAUGGCAGCCCCAGUGCUGGUUUCUUCGGUGUGUUUACCCCCUCAAGCCCUACGCCCUGAGUUGCUGGGACAGUGGCCUACGUCACAGCAAGGGGUACUUGGCCACCAGGAUGCUUGCAAAACUCCCAGCAGUGGAGCUGAGCUCCCGGGACGCACCAAUGAAGGGUUUGUGCAGGAAAUGACAACGGACCAGGUUACCCACGACCAUCCUGCCAACCAUGUCUUCAACAUCGUUCGCGGAACUCUCCCUGCCGCCCUACAAAGCUGCAGGAACAACUAACAUCGACCACCACCACUACAGGAAAUGACACUCGCCUUGAAGUGCUGUUGAAACUUCACGUGCCACCAGAAAAGACAAUAACCAUACUGUGACACUUACGGGACAUACAUAUAUCAAUAUAUUUGUAUAUAUUUUCUUUUAGCCAUAAGACAUCCACAGCAGCACGGGUGGUUUUCCUCCGGGAGCUCCGGUUUCCACCCAGAAUACAUCUGUGUUGCUGUGGUAAUUUGUAAUUUGUAAUAAUUUGUAAUAAUUUGUAAUAUCUUUGACAAUCUGUAUAUACCACUGUUCCUUUCUAGUAGAUGUUAGAAUCACAUAUGUAUAAGUGCUAUGUAACCCUCCAGCUCACUCCUUACCUAUCUCACAGCAGUAUGGGUGGUUUUCCCCCGGGAACUCCGGUUUCCACCCUUAACCUAGCCAGCACAUACUGCCCUUUACAGUAGCAGGCCGGACUGCCUAGCUACUUUCAUCUCCUACUAUAUUUCUAUAUUUCCUUACUUUUUCUUCUGUUGUACCAGUUGCGGUACACCACCCCCCAUCUUGUGUAACCUAUCUUUCCUAAUAUACUUUAAAACUUUGAAA